AGUUGGAAGAGAGGCGAGGUAAGAUGAGCAAGGAGAAAGAGGAAUUGGAUAUCAGUCUUGAACUGAUGAAAAGACAAAGGGAAGACUUGACAAGCUUGAAGGCUGAAGCAGAAGCACAGACCGAGGCUAUGGAAAAAGACUGGAAGGAAAAGCUCACGAGGGAAAGACAACAACUUGAAGAUGUAAAGGAGGAGAUACAGAAGGAAAAAGAAGCCUUUGAGAGAAAGAAGGGAUUGACCAUGAAAGAAAGAGAUGAGUUUGAUCUGAUGAAGUCUGAAACCCAGGGACAAUUGGAGGAAAUAGAACAAAACAAACAAGACAUUCGUGUGGAGAAGGAAAAGCUGGAUCAGAUCAAAGCUGAGUUAGAAAGACGGUCUGAAGACGUAAAUCAGGUCAUGGAUGAGACAAGACGGGAGAGGGGGAAGGUUGAAGAACUGGCUAUCCAAACUCAAAAAGAAAGAGAAGAAAUGGUGGGUUUUAUGGAAAAGAACAAACAAAAGCAGAACGAACUGGAACUCAUGAAUGACAAGAUUGAAAGAGAGAAACAAGACAUUGAAGAAAGUCGGGAUGUGCUAACAAAGGAGAGAGAGGAGCUGGAACAAAUGAGGAGUGAGAUACAGCAACAGAGAGAGGAGACAGAAUCUCACAUGGAAGACCAAAGGAAAGAGAAAGAACAUUUGGAACAAAUGACGACGGACAUGAAAAAACAGUUGCUAGAGGUGGAUAAUGACAAGGAAAUGAUAGAAAGCUCAAUGGGUGAACUGAGAGUGAAAGAGGCAGAAAUAGUGAGAGAAAAAGACAACAUGGAUAACAAGAUGGCUAGGCUCAAAGAGGAAGAGGAUGGAAUGCGGGAAGAAAUAGGAAGGAAGAUGGACAUCUUAAAGAAGGAAAGUUGUGAAAUCAAAAGACUUAGAGAUGAAAUUGACAGUGAAAAGGACCAGCUGAAUGCAAAAUUGCUUGAGUUGGAAAAAAUGCGUGAAGAACUAGAUAGAGAGAAGAAGGAAGUGAAAGACAGGAAGGAUGAAACACUGAAAGAGAAAGAUCAGUUGGAAGAGAGGCGAGGGUAAGAUGAGCAAGGAGAAAGAGGAAUUGGAUAUCAGUCUUGAACUGAUGAAAAGACAAAGGGAAGACUUGACAAGCUUGAAGGCUGAAGCAGAAGCACAGACCGAGGCUAUGGAAAAAGACUGGAAGGAAAAGCUCACGAGGGAAAGACAACAACUUGAAGAUGUAAAGGAGGAGAUACAGAAGGAAAAAGAAGCCUUUGAGAGAAAGAAGGGAUUGACCAUGAAAGAAAGAGAUGAGUUUGAUCUGAUGAAGUCUGAAACCCAGGGACAAUUGGAGGAAAUAGAACAAAACAAACAAGACAUUCGUGUGGAGAAGGAAAAGCUGGAUCAGAUCAAAGCUGAGUUAGAAAGACGGUCUGAAGACGUAAAUCAGGUCAUGGAUGAGACAAGACGGGAGAGGGGGAAGGUUGAAGAACUGGCUAUCCAAACUCAAAAAGAAAGAGAAGAAAUGGUGGGUUUUAUGGAAAAGAACAAACAAAAGCAGAACGAACUGGAACUCAUGAAUGACAAGAUUGAAAGAGA
This is a messenger RNA of Oncorhynchus kisutch (coho salmon), 1586 nucleotides long. Its product is annotated as trichohyalin-like. The transcript has a single exon. Bases 24 to 1067 code for a protein of 347 amino acids. The record is from RefSeq and is a predicted model, not a curated record. NCBI's taxonomy places the organism in Eukaryota, Metazoa, Chordata, Actinopteri, Salmoniformes, Salmonidae.